AUGUCGUCCAACAGUAGCUAUUACCAGAACAACCAGCAAACCUCCGCAAAGCAGUAUAGCGGGUAUCAAACUGCGCCGGCCUCGAGCAACGAUAUGCAACCAUCACGGCAGUACCAGCAGACGCCUUCGGUAGCGACAACUCAGUCCCAAGAGUAUGUGGGUUACAAUUCGUAUAGUGAACAAGGAAACACGAAUGGAGAGGGACAGGAUGGCUUUUGGGGUAGUGGGAGCUAUGGGGAGAAUUGCGAUUUGUCGAGUCGCGCGGCGGAAGCCCUGCGGAGUCUAAGUAAUACCGCAUACGCUCGCACUGAACUCCCAGUGCUCCCGUUGCAGCAACACUCUCAUGCGUCACAUACAACAUAUGGAAAAGCCCAGCCACGUCCGCGCAGCGUAAGCCCCAACCUUUCGCAGUCUACUUCGUCUCGUGGUCUACCGCCUCCUGCGACCAGUGCCGGAUAUCCCUCUCAGCAAGCACAGGCUCUCUACAAUCAACAACAGAAGCAGUCCGCGUCAGCUGUCCAAGACCAGUACUCUCAUAGCACCAUGACGCCUGUGAGCACGGCUAUGACGGCGGCAACUCAAUACCAAGACUACAGCCCUAGGCAGCCUUCAAGCGUGGACACCGCCCAGAAGGUGCAGAAGGUGCUGAACCCUGCCAUAGCCCCGUCGUAUUCAUACGGGGAUACGCAGAUUGCUGCUCCUAUUGAACAGACACCUUCAUCUAUUUCCGUUUCGGAACAGUACAACAACCCGAGCACAAUAACAGUGGACCCAAUUGCAGUCUAUGAUCCCUGGUCCGAGUAUCAAAGGAAACAAGAAGCUCUUCGCAUGCAAAAGGCCGCCGAGGAUGCCGCCCGCGCUGAGGAAGAGCGAAAGAAAGCAGAAGAAAAGGAGAAGACCGAGCAGGAGAGGCGGGAAAUAGAAGCACAAGUGCCAGUUGCACUCCCUCCGAGCCAAUCUUUACCAAGGAAGGGCCCGUCGGGCAAAACAACCCUGCAUCAACAGUCCCCUGCAUCCGAACGCCCAGCCGCUGGAGGGUCUUCCAAUGGCGCUGCUGUAAGCCUAGAAGCUGAAAUGAGGGCCAUGCUGUCCAAAAUGAGGGAGUUGAGCGGAAAAGAUCCCGCGCUUCUAGCGCGUAUUUGGGAAGAAGAGAGGCGCGCGAAAGGUCCAAAAUCUCCUACUGUGCAGAACAAGGCUACCCCGCAACCGGCUACCGCGCAGCCUGUGCAAGCCAAUGCAUCUAGAACGGCAAAGCCACAGGAAGUGGUCACCAAGGAGACAACUACAAGUUCCACUUCUGCAUACUCCCACUCUCAUGCACCGUCGGGAGUAACUAUGGCCCCAGUUACCAAAACACAUACUCCUGCAUCUACUCCUUCCACCAAAGCUGUGCCAGCUGUGCCAUCUUCGUCUCGUCCUGUUGGAAAUACUAUUUGGCCACCUGAGAAGAAGGCCCAGCUUGCGAAUGCGGCCUCCAGUUAUCUCAAUUUGCGGAACAAAGACAAGCCAAUAACUAGUGAGACUAUCCUUAGUAUGCUGGAUAGCAAUCCUUCUUACAUUGAAUUAUGUGAACAACUAGAGUCGAUGCAACUAAAGCUGGAUCGAGCCGGGUUCGCCAAGAAUCUCCUCACCGCAGUUCCGGAUGUCAAUUCGGGGCCCCGCCAGUCUCAGGCCAAUCAAGCCCGAAAGGCUCAAAUUCAGCGGCAUUCACUUAGCAGUACUUCACAACAAAAUGGUAACAUUGGGCAUCGAGUGCAGGUUCAGUCACCUGCCGUCACCACUGCCUCACCCCACCACCUAAAGAACCAGUCUAUUCCCCAGAACCGAAAUAGUGCUACUCCUGCUGCAGUCAUUUCGCACUCAUCUGUGGCGGUGGCCGAAGUGGUCCCCGUCAAGGCAGGGUUGAAGGCGCCAGUAAACAAAGAAGAGGCUGCACGGAAGCGCACCUUCGACGAUCUAAUCGACUUAACCCUGCCGUCUGAGGAGGAGGAUGGACCACCAUCAAAAAAGUCAAAUGUUAGCUCUACUAUAUAUUCCUACACUUCCCCGGGAAGUACUCCCGCAAACCUCAUGAACAACAGCGACGGCAUGACGGGUACACACAUUCCUACUCCAGCCAUUCCAUCGCCAGCUACUAUGAGCCACGUCUCCUCACUACCGGCAAAUGACUUAAAAAUGAGGAACAUCGUUCAGCAGAUUGAUAAGAAGAAUGCUCUACGCCGAAACUCUUACAACAUCAAAACAAUUGCAAGAGAUGUGCUCUUGGCUUGUGGAAGGCACCCAGAUGAGCGACAAUUGAAUGGCCACUUGGAGAUCCUUAAAAUUCAUUUACCGCAGGUGGACAACAACAGCGAUUUAAGUACACUUAGGUGGGAUAUUAUCGACCCUGGGGACCCUCCGAGAGGAUUUUACAAAGACCAAUCUCAAAUUUUGGAAGUGAACGAUGCGGAUGACGAAGAUAGUGAAGAUGAACGCGGGAUAGACAAGAAACGUGCCCCGGCGCGACAGGAGGCUAGGAAUAGUGGAGUGAGUGAUACGGUCCGUGCGCUUCCCGAAGCCACCAAUCCAUUCAAGAUCAAGCGACGCGGGCGUCCACCCCGACACUCGUUCCCACAAGAGUCCAGUCGCGACUCGUCGCAACACAUCAAUAUCCCACGCCGUUCCUCUGGCAUUCCCCUUAAAGAUAUGAGUGCACCCCGCCCAAAUGCAGCAGCAGUCGGCUAUUCUGCUUUCCGUUCUACGACGGAGAGUGUCGGACCGGAUGGGAACCCGUUACCCAAGAAGAAGGGACGACCAGUUGGGUGGCGUAAACAUAUUCACGGCUCGGCUGCUGCGCAAGUAAGGCCGACCGCAAAUGGACAUGCCGGCCCAAAGAACUGGACUCCGUCACAACCUAGUAGUCUCCGCAAUGUCAGAACUGGAAACGACCACCCGAUUGUGAUCCGCUCCCGGUCUCCAAGUAUCGCCAACCGCCCUUCUAUACCUAGAUACCAGAGUUUCAAGUGUAAGUGGCAGGGUUGUCAAGCCGACUUGCAUAAUCUAGAGACCCUCAAGAAGCACGUCCAAAAAGUGCAUCGUAAAGAGACGUUACGGGGAAUGCUGGAGUGUCUCUGGGGAGAUUGUGGGAGGGAAAUCACCAGCAGGGAUACUGUUACCGGGUUUACAGUUGAGAAGGCCACCCCAUUCAGCUUCCCAGACGAAGGUAAAUGGAGAGAACACUUGGAAUUGAGGCACUUUGGUCCGCUUUCGUGGAAUCAAGGUGAUGGGCCGGCUAGUGGCCUCUCAGACGCAAAUGAUCCUGCCUCCGAGGCCUACCUUAGUGAUGCGCAAGGUCGCCGCGUUACUCCACGUAUAACCGCCGAUGCCUCACAUGUCAGCGAAGAAUCCCUCAAGACAACUCCACGGAGCCGCGGCAGGCCACGAAAAGUUACAACCAAGCAGGAAGCGCAGGACAAACUCAACCAAGCAAUCGCUCGGAAGAGGCGGCUUGGCGCGCCGGGGAUGGAGAAGAGCGGCUCUACGCUCGCCAACGAGAAGCGGCGGAGAGGCUUCGUCGACCAGGACGACCUAGAAGGCGGAUAUAAGGUGGUUGAUGUCUCUGACUAG
Messenger RNA from Lindgomyces ingoldianus, 3606 nucleotides. RefSeq lists its product as uncharacterized. The record is from RefSeq and is a predicted model, not a curated record. The transcript is spliced from 4 exons. NCBI's taxonomy places the organism in Eukaryota, Fungi, Ascomycota, Dothideomycetes, Pleosporales, Lindgomycetaceae. Bases 1 to 3606 code for a protein of 1201 amino acids.